AUGAAAAAUUCGAUAAAAUAUAUUUGUUUGCUUGAUUCAAAAAAUACUCCUAUAAUAAAUAGGAAUUAUGAAAACUUUGAUGAAUCUUUUAUUGAAUUAAUAAUCAAUACAUAAUGUGAUUUAAUUGAAUUAGCUUAUCAGAUUUCACCAAAUAAUGGUUAUAUGGGUUAAAUAGGGAUUUUAAAUGAAUUGAAAAUAUUUGGAUUCAUGAGUAUGACUGAGAACAAAAUAAUAAUGAUAUGCACAAAAGAAGAAAAGAGACCUAAGGAUCUUUUGAAAAGCAUCUAUGAUUUGUAUCGUUCAUAUAUUUUGAAUCCCUUUUUUGAUGAAACAAAUCUAUAAGAUCUAUCUAAAAGGAUUGAUGAUUGUGUUAAUUUUUAUAAUCAUAAUAACAAUGAUGAAUGAAAG
Messenger RNA from Paramecium sonneborni, 408 nucleotides. The record is from the annotation of a GenBank genome assembly. Lineage: Eukaryota; Ciliophora; Oligohymenophorea; Peniculida; Parameciidae.